Molecule: messenger RNA, 1878 nt
Organism: Leptopilina heterotoma
Lineage: Eukaryota; Metazoa; Arthropoda; Insecta; Hymenoptera; Figitidae
Gene: GlcAT-I
Product: galactosylgalactosylxylosylprotein 3-beta-glucuronosyltransferase I
Exons: 5
Coding region: 366-1490 (374 amino acids)
Biological process (GO): chondroitin sulfate proteoglycan biosynthetic process; carbohydrate metabolic process
Cellular component (GO): Golgi membrane
Molecular function (GO): galactosylgalactosylxylosylprotein 3-beta-glucuronosyltransferase activity
Source: RefSeq, a predicted model, not a curated record
UACGUAGACAACUUCAUGUCAUACGUCACUAAUCUAAAUGUCACUUUAUUAUAACCUAAAAAAAUUAUUAUUGCAUAUUUUACUGAUUUUACCGAUUUUACUCACGUAUACUUGUAUUAUUGUUUAUGUCAGAAAAUAAUUAUUUUGACUCUCUCAUUUCUACAAUGAAGAGGAGAUAACCGGUUGUACGACACAUGAGAGAUUAUAACGAUUGUAAGUUUUUUUUCUUGAAUUUGAAAUAUUUAUACCGGAGCAUUGUGUCAGAGAUUACACACAUAAAAGUGAUAAUGUCAUCAAGUAUUGCCACGUAUAAAUGUAAAUUUCUUUUACGUGAAAUUUUUCUAUGGAAAGUAUGAUAUAUAAGAAUGCAAGAAAAAUUAUUAUCCAAAACUAAUAUCGAAGUAAAUAUGAAUUUUCAAAGACAACCACGAUGUUUUCGAACGAGUCAAUUUUUUGUUAUGAUGAAUGUAAUAGCAAUUACGCUCAUUUGUUUAUAUGUUUGGCAAGUGGAGGACGACAAGUGUAAAAGUAAACUAUCAUCAAUGGUGGAGAAUAUAAAGUCAUUUGGUUUAUGUGAGAGAUCGAUAAUAAAUGAGAAGACAUUUCGCGAUUUGACAAGACUGAAAUUAUAUAAAUUGGAUUUAGAAAUAUCGCGACAGGAUAAGGCGAUUUUAUCAACAUGUCUCAAUAAAGUGGAGGAAUUAUUGAAUUCACUGUAUGAAGAUGCGCCAACAAUUUAUGCCAUAACGCCAACAUUUUCGAGACCAGUGCAAAAGGCCGAAUUAACACGUUUGGCGCAAACAUUUCUUCUUGUUCCAAAAUUCCAUUGGAUUGUCGUUGAAGACGCGGCUAAUAAAACUCGAUUAGUUACAAAUUUAUUGUCCACAAGUUUAUUGUCAUAUACCCAUUUGAAUAUUGCGACACCGCCUAAUUAUAAACUUGGAAAACGCGAUCCAAAUUGGAAGAAACCACGUGGAGUUGAACAACGUAAUGCAGCUCUUCGUUGGAUUAGAGAAAAUUUAAGUUCUAGUCAUAAUGGAAUUGUAUUUUUUGCUGAUGACGAUAAUACUUAUUCCAUUCAGAUUUUUGCUGAAAUGAGCCGAAUUAAAAAGGUCGGUGUCUGGCCUGUGGGCUUGGUUGGAGGGUUAAUGAUAGAAAAGCCAAUUUGCGACAAGGCUACAAAGAAAGUAAUUGGAUUUAAUUCAAUGUGGAAACCAGACAGACCAUUUCCAGUUGAUAUGGCAGGAUUUGCAAUAAAUUUAAAACUCGUACUUGAAAAUAAAGACAGUUGGUUUUCGUUCGAAGUUGAGGGCGGAUAUCAGGAGAGUGAAAUUUUAAGGCAAAUGGUUACGAGAGACGAGCUGGAACCCUUGGCCGAUUUAUGUACGAAGGUCUACGUUUGGCACACGAGAACGGAACAUCCACUUCUUCGGACUGAACAAAUGCUGAUUAAAAAAGGGAAACCAUCAAAUUUUGGCAUUGAAGUGUAAUAAAUUUACAUUCUUUACUUUUUAAACUUUUUAAAUUGUUCUAUAAGUUUUAAAAAAAUACCAAUAUCAAAAAGCUAUUUUUAAACGAACAAAUCAAAUUUGGAAAAAUAGCAUAUCAUAAUUAAUGUAAAUAUUUUUUUAUUUUCCAAAACCGAUAAAUUCUAGAGACAUUCAAUGAACUUUGAAAGCGUGAAAUAUUUUAAAUAUUCUCGAAAAAAAAUGUUAAAAACGUCGAAUAACUUCCAAGUACUCUCAUUUAUUAAAUACUGUAAAUAUUUGAAAUUGUGCCACAAGUAUUAUAGUUAAGAAAAUAUUUUUAAUUAAUUACAAAUUUCUACAUUUUAGAAAAUAGGCGAGUUAUUUAAUAAAAAAACUACAUAAUCUUUAA